This is a messenger RNA of Cinclus cinclus, 993 nucleotides long. RefSeq names its product solute carrier family 25 member 22 (gene SLC25A22). The transcript has 9 exons. Gene Ontology annotation, molecular function: L-aspartate transmembrane transporter activity; L-glutamate transmembrane transporter activity. The coding region runs from base 1 to 993 and encodes 330 amino acids. The record is from RefSeq and is a predicted model, not a curated record. Lineage: Eukaryota; Metazoa; Chordata; Aves; Passeriformes; Cinclidae. Gene Ontology annotation, biological process: malate-aspartate shuttle; L-glutamate transmembrane transport; aspartate transmembrane transport.
AUGGCUGAUAAACAGAUCAGUUUACCUGCCAAGCUGAUCAAUGGAGGGAUAGCUGGGCUGAUCGGGGUCACCUGCGUAUUUCCCAUUGACCUGGCAAAAACUCGCCUGCAGAACCAGCAGAAUGGUCAACGGAUGUACAGCAGCCUGUCUGACUGCCUCAUUAAAACGAUUCGGUCGGAAGGCUACUUUGGCAUGUACAGAGGGGCUGCGGUGAACCUGACUCUAGUGACACCAGAAAAGGCUAUCAAACUGGCAGCCAAUGACUUCUUCCGGCAUCACCUCUCCAAAGACGGGAAAAAGCUGACACUUCUGAGGGAGAUGCUGGCAGGCUGUGGUGCGGGUACCUGCCAGGUGAUUGUCACCACUCCCAUGGAGAUGCUCAAAAUCCAGCUGCAGGAUGCAGGACGCAUUGGUACACCGGCUGGCGCUCUCUCCACAGCGGCACAGAAGAAGCUCAUGGCGGCGCAGGCCCAGCUCUCCUCCUCCCCCGCGGCGGCAGCCGAGCCGGCCGUGGAAACGCGCCCCACGGCCACCCAGAUAACCAGGGAGCUGCUGAGGAGCAAAGGCAUCGCCGGACUCUACAAGGGCCUGGGAGCCACGCUGCUAAGGGAUGUCCCAUUCUCCAUUGUUUACUUCCCACUGUUUGCAAACCUGAACAAGCUGGGCCAGAAAGACCCCAAUGUCAAGGCUCCGUUCUACGUGUCCUUCCUCUCCGGAUGUGUGGCCGGCAGUACGGCUGCAGUGGCUGUCAAUCCUUGUGAUGUGAUCAAAACGCGGCUGCAGUCCUUGCAGAGGGGAGUGAAUGAGGACACCUACUCGGGGAUCCUGGACUGCACCAAGAAGAUCUGGCAGAGGGAAGGGCCCACGGCCUUCUUCAAAGGGGCCUACUGCCGAGCCCUGGUCAUCGCUCCUCUCUUCGGCAUUGCACAAGUUGUCUACUUCGUCGGCAUCGCGGAAUUCCUGCUGGACAUGCUCCCCAAGCACCGGGCCUAG